AUUUUUAUGACAUUACAAUAAAAAAGAAGAAGAUAUUUUUCUAAACAUAUUUAAACUCGACCAUAAUAUUAAGAACAUAUUUUAAAAUAAGUCAAUUAAUAUAAAUUAUUAAUAAUGCAAUUCAGUGAAGAUAUAAAACAUGUAAAUAUAAAAAAAGAUUUCAAAGAAUGUUAUGAAAAUCCACAGGAAUUGAUAAUGUUUUUGAAGGAAACAUUCAAAAUAUUUGAAAAUGGAAAAGUUUAUAAGAUUGAUGCGACUACCGAAGCUUUACAGUUAAUAGAAAAAUACUUAUAUCAUUUUGUACAGUUGAGCUCUUCACAUAAAGAAGAAUUUGCUGAAGUAGUAACUGAGCUCUACAGAUCAUUAAGAAACUGCACUACGAAUAAACAUGUCCAGGAUUUCAUAGUUGAAAAUACUAAUAUUUUACAAACCACCCAGCAUUAUAUCAAAACAUCAAAUCCAUUGCAUUUAUGCUUAAAAAUAAUAUUGCAAUUUCUAAUAAAUUUAAUUUCUUCAAACUUGGUAGCAUCUAAAAAAGUAUAUUCAGAAUUCUUGGAUUUUGUUAAAAAUCUCAUGGAACAUAAGAUGUAUACAUAUGAAUGCUCAGCUUUAAUAUACAACAUGUCUUUGUUCAAUCCCAUAGACAUGAAUUUAUUUGAAAUGAUGUUAAACCUAGAAGAAUGUGAAACUCAAAAUGAAUUUAUUUGUUUUUUUCUUGAGAAAUGUAUAUCAGAUGAUUGUUUUUGGAGUUUCUAUAAAGGGUUGAGGCAUAAGCAUAAAUUAACGAUAUUAAACAUUAUCAGAACAUAUCAAAUACAAAAUAAGGAUUUUAAUAUUCCCGAUUCAGGAUUGGAAAUAUUAAUAGAUUGCUUCCUAAGGAGUCCAGACAUUUUUUUCAAAAUAACUAAUGUAUAUAAACAAGACGAAGUACAAGAAGUAUCAUUAUUGUUGGGGGUAUUAUCCUCAAUAUCCAGUAAGGAUAAAUACAUUGAUAAACUUCAACAAAAUAAGAAUAUUUUAGUAACAGCUUCUGCGUUACUUAUUAAUUUUCAUCGUUUGGGAAAAAGCGGUAAUAAUUCAUUUACUCCUGUUCAGAAAUUAUCAGGAAGCCAAAGCGACGAGGCAGCUAAUCCUGUAUUUGGUUUGAAAGCAGAUUUGAUUCAAUUAAUUGGAAAUAUGUGUUGGAAGAAUAAUAUCAUGAAAAAUUUAGCACGAGAAGCUGAAGUCAUUCCAGUUAUUUUAGACUGUUGUAACAUUGAUGCAAACAAUCCUUUUAUUAUUCAAUGGUGCAUUUUUGCCAUUAGGAAUUUAUGUGAGAAUAAUCCGGAAAAUCAGAAAAUGAUUGGAGGUCUGCAGAAGAAGGGAACGGUGUCAUCCUCAGUUUUAGAAGAAUUUGGAUUAACUUUACAGGGAGAUAAUGACACUCAGUUGAAAAUUGUACCUUUAGACUCAUUACAAUCAUAAUAAAUUAUUUAAACAUUAUUUUUAAAAAAAUUAAACAUUAAAAAUUGA
This is a messenger RNA of Diorhabda carinulata, 1512 nucleotides long. Its product is annotated as ataxin-10. Gene Ontology annotation, biological process: neuron projection development. The coding region runs from base 115 to 1464 and encodes 449 amino acids. NCBI's taxonomy places the organism in Eukaryota, Metazoa, Arthropoda, Insecta, Coleoptera, Chrysomelidae. The transcript has 4 exons. Gene Ontology annotation, cellular component: cytosol. The record is from RefSeq and is a predicted model, not a curated record.